GUGUAUUGGAUGUAAAUUAUUUGAUAGUAUGGUUUACCCCAUAAUGAUUGGUAUCUUCUCUCCAACCUCCCUACUUUCAGACACCAAAUGAAUUCCUUUUCCAUUCAGAAACACCACUGCACAUAACCAAUCAAUGCUACGUGAAGAAACUGUCAAGUGCUGCAAGCAGAAAUCCAUGGAUUCAGCAAAGCUUCACAUAGCCAUGUUUCCAUGGCUUGCGUUUGGGCACUUCAUCCCUUACCUCCAACUAGCCAACGAUCUUGCAAAAAGAGGCCACAGGAUCUCACUCUUACUCCCAUCAAAUGCUCUGCUUAAACUCAAACAUAUGAAUCUCUACCCACAACUCAUAACCUUCUGUGCUCUUACAAUCCCUCAAGUCCAAGGCCUGCCCCCCGGUGCAGAUACCACAGCUGAUACAAACAAUCUUGAUGGUUCACUAACAUUAGCCUUUGAUGGGUUGCAGGAUGAGGUGAAAAGCAUUCUUCUUCAGAUGGAAAAGCCCAAUCUUGUGUUGUAUGACCAUGCUUAUUGGAUCCCAGAUUUGGUAUUAGAGAUGGGAUGCAAAACUGUGUGGUUCACAGUUGUUAGUCCUACCGUAUCAGCACUGUGCCUACUCAUGUGGGCUAUCAAAGGCAAAGGCAGGGCCGUAACGGCUGCUGAUUUAAUGGAGGCGCCGCCGGGUUUCCCUUCUGAUUCCAAGGUUGUGUUGCGAGAACAGGAAGCGUAUCAAGUUUCACGUUUCGCUAAUGCACCUACCAACAGGAUGAAGGUGUUUGAUCGUAUUGGAGAGGCGCUGAAACGGUGCGAUGCAAUAGCCUUCAGAACCUGCAAUGAAAUGGAAGGACAAUACUGCAACUACAUAGCUACUAAGUUAGGUAAACCAGUCUACUGCACGGGACCGCUAUUGCCGGAGCCGCCGAGGGAAGAGGCGUUCGACGGCGAAAUUGCGAGGUGGCUGGACAAGUUUGAGCCAAAUUCAGUGAUUUUCUGUGCGUUUGGGAGUGAAUUGGCGCUUCAAAAGGAGCAAUUUCAUGAACUUGUUUUAGGGCUUGAACUCACCGGCCUACCGUUUCUGGUCGCCAUCAAGCCGCCGGAGGGAUCAUCGUCUAUAGAAGACGCCUUGCCGGAGGGAUUUGAAGAGAGAAUAAAAGGAAAGGCAAUAGUUCAUGGAGGUUGGGUGCCGCAAUCUAUGAUUUUGAGGCAUAAAGCCGUCGGGUAUUUCGUGAACCACGGCGGAUCUGCGUCAAUGCGGGAGUCGUUGGCCAGCCAUUGCCGGAUAAUUGUGGCACCUCCAAAUAGAUAUGACCUCACUUUGAAUGCUCGUCUCAUGGCGGAGGAACUUGAGGCCGCUGUUGAGGUUCAAAGGGAUGAAAAUGGCAGAUUUUUCAAGGAAAAUCUGUGCAAUGCUAUCAAAUCUGUGAUGGGGGAAAAUAUCCAGAAGGUGAAUCAUAAGAAAUGGAAGGAUUUACUACAUAAUCCUAACUUCGCAGAUAAUUACAUAGACAAUUUCAUUCACAAUCUGUACGAGCUCUUGGCAAAAUAAAUAUGUAAUGCACACAAAAUAUGCAGAGGUUUUCAAAAGUUUGUUUCUUCCAAUUAUUUUACUAUUAUUAUUUUCAAGUUAAUUGAGCUUACACCAUCCUUAUUGUAAGACCAGGAUUCACAGUUCACAGUGGACCUUGAUGGAUUUGUAUGUCUUUUGCGUCUUGUGUUAUAAAAAUUUGUAACUUAAGAGUAUGAGGUGUGUACUUGAAACAAAUUAGUAAUUGUGUUUAUUAUGUUAUGAAUUUCUAUGUCUUGUAUUGUGAAAUUCUGUGCAUAUGAAUACAAAUUAUGUACCUAAAUCAUAUUUGAAAAAUAAGUACAUAUAUAACAUGU
This is a messenger RNA of Ipomoea nil (Japanese morning glory), 1878 nucleotides long. Its product is annotated as anthocyanidin 3-O-glucoside 2'''-O-xylosyltransferase-like. Gene Ontology annotation, molecular function: UDP-glycosyltransferase activity. The transcript has 2 exons. NCBI's taxonomy places the organism in Eukaryota, Viridiplantae, Streptophyta, Magnoliopsida, Solanales, Convolvulaceae. The coding region runs from base 134 to 1543 and encodes 469 amino acids. The record is from RefSeq and is a predicted model, not a curated record.